Hypanus sabinus (Atlantic stingray) is the source of this 571-nucleotide messenger RNA. RefSeq names its product eotaxin-like. The record is from RefSeq and is a predicted model, not a curated record. Bases 152 to 571 code for a protein of 139 amino acids. NCBI's taxonomy places the organism in Eukaryota, Metazoa, Chordata, Chondrichthyes, Myliobatiformes, Dasyatidae. Gene Ontology annotation, biological process: inflammatory response; positive regulation of ERK1 and ERK2 cascade; cellular response to tumor necrosis factor. The transcript is spliced from 3 exons. Gene Ontology annotation, molecular function: chemokine activity; CCR chemokine receptor binding. Gene Ontology annotation, cellular component: extracellular region.
GGAACGUCGGAGCAGUGGCCAGUGCUGGUUUGGGGACUUUCCAGGGAAGCCCUAAAUUGAUGACCAUGAGUGCUGCCAACCCCCUUUAUAAAGCAGACUAUGGGAGCUGGUGAAUCACACGGCCAUCAAUUCCAUCCUGGUACAGGACAAGAUGAAGGCAGCGCUCUGCGUGGUCGCAAUGUUGGCAGCUCUGUGGAUCUGCUGUUUCAAGCAAGCUGCACCCGCCCCGGCUUCAAUCAUAACGCUAGAAUGCUGUGAGAGGUUUAGGACCACGCCCAUUCCUCGCAAGAGGCUUAAGAGCUACACGGAAGCUCUCUUGUGCCCGACACCUGCUGUCAUAUUCACCAACAAGAGGAAUAUGAAGAUUUGCGCGAGAGCCAAGGAGGAAUGGGUUAAAGAGUCAGUGGAGUACCUGGACAGGAAACACCAGGGUGGCAAAGAUGAAGUGAAACCUCCAGACUUCAACGAGGUCUCAAGAGCUAGUUUUGAACGUGGGUUCAAUUCUUCCCGGCUCCCGAAUGGAGGUGAAACUUCAGCAUUGACUCGGGAAGCUGACGCUGGUGCCCAGUGA